Nerophis ophidion (straightnose pipefish) is the source of this 4104-nucleotide messenger RNA. Its product is annotated as von Willebrand factor A domain-containing protein 1-like. The record is from RefSeq and is a predicted model, not a curated record. NCBI's taxonomy places the organism in Eukaryota, Metazoa, Chordata, Actinopteri, Syngnathiformes, Syngnathidae. Gene Ontology annotation, molecular function: protein binding. The transcript is spliced from 6 exons. Bases 132 to 1625 code for a protein of 497 amino acids.
CUCCUACUUGUCUGGAGGCGAGGAGUAGGAGGAGGAAUAGCAGGAAGGUAAAAUGACUUCACGCCCGUGUACAGAAAUGAACAAGAACGCAGCUGCGUUUUGACCUUCUUUCUCCAGCUUUUGAUCAUGUUAUGGUGUCUUUGAACGCUUCCCUGGAGAGGAUGAAGAGCAUUCUUUUGCACGGUUGUGUCGUUUUUCUGUGGAUGAUGUUGCCACAGCGGGGCGACUUGCAAAAGGUAACUGUGCUACCUGACACAGUGUCCAACUGCUGUGAGGGGGACCUUCUCCUGUUGCUGGACUCUUCAGGCAGUGUGGCCAACUACGAGUUCUCACGUCUUCUGAGCUUCUCAGCCGAGCUCCUGCGCCCCUUCUCGCUGGGUCUCGGCCAUGUAAGAGUCGGGCUUUUGCAGGUGGGAACCAAGCCAAACCUUGAGUUUGGCCUGGACGUGCACGGCAAACAAGAAAGUCUGCAGAAAGCGAUGCUGGCCGUCAAACAGCUGCAGGGGGACACCAACACCGAGGCGGCACUGCAAGUGGCCGAGCAAAUCCUGACAGGCUCACGUGUGCCCAAAAUUCUCCUCUGGCUGACUGAUGGCGUGGAGUUGGGCGAAGUGGACGGGCCCAUCGGACGGCUGAAGGCGCGGGGGGUUUCUGUGUUGAUCGUGUCUACGGUGCACGGAAACUUCCAGGUGCUGCAGCGUGCGGUUUCCCCUCCUGUGGAGUCCCACCUGUACUCGGUGGACAUUGACAACAUGGACAUCAUCACAGAAGACCUACGAGUGGCCAUCGUCAAAAUCCUACGAGCAGAGCGUCUGCGGGUGGUCCAGCUCACAUCCCACGGCGCCGUGCUGCAGUGGCGUCCUGUUCUAAGCAGACACAAUGGUCACUACGAGCUGUGGUACCACGCCAAAGACAAUACGCUCGCAGAGCCGAGACGCAUCCUCCCGGGCGACUCCGACCGGGCACAGCUGACCGACCUGCAGCCUGAGACCACAUACUCCGCCUUCCUGCGACCGGAGCCUAACCGCGGGCUUUUCAGCACACUCACUGUGAGCUUCACCACGCUUCCCGAUGUUUUAAGCCCAGCCGUGGUCUCGGUGUCAGACUCAGGACCCCAUCAGACCCGAGUCAGCUGGGCUCCCCUGCAGCCAGCUCGAGUCCAGAGGUACACAGUGGAGUACGGAGCCAUUCCGAGCGGAGCGGUGAAAAAGGUGACGGUACGAAGCCAUCAGAACUCGACCACGCUGCUGGGUCUGCAGGCUGGGACUCAGUACUUGGUCACAGUCAGCGCUUUGUACAAGGACGGCAAACAAAGAGCCAUGUCCGUGAAAGCGUGCACUGAAGAACCAGCGGCGCCCACUGCCGUCGUCGAUCUCCAGCUGACGUCAGUGCAGGACGAGGAGGUCCAGGUGGAGUGGAAGGCCCAUCAACAGGAUGUGAAAGGCUACUGGCUUAACUGGGAGAGAGGGGACGCCAUCUUGUCCACGUACCUGCCCCCGUCCUCCCAAUCCAUGCGACUCGCACGCUUGGCGUCCAGCAACCGAGUGUGCGUGUCUCCGGUGUACAGAUGGGGUCGAGGAGAGGGCGUAUGCUGCACGAGAGACAAGAAAAGAGGUUUCUCAUAGUCAUCAUGGUCGACGUCCCACUGGGGUGAGUUUUUCCAACGAGGAUGUCGUUGUGGUUUGUGCAGCCCUUUGAGGCACUUGUGAUUCAGGGCUAUAUAAAUAAACAUUGUUUGAUUGAUUAUUAUUGAUAGUUAAUUUGAACUGUGUUUAAUUAACACAAUAAAUAAUGUGUUUACGUUUUGACACUAAAAAGUGUAGAAGUUUGUUCACUUCCCGUGUUAAGGGCAGGGGUGUCGAACAAAUUUUAAAUCGGGGGCCACAUGGAGAAAAAUCUACUCCCAAGUAGGGUAUACUGGUAAAAUCACGGCAAGAUAACUUAAAAAUAAAGACAACUUCAGAUUGUUUUUUUUGUUUAAAAAUAGAACAAGCGCAUUCUGAAAUUGUACAAAUCAUAAUGUUUUGGGUUUUUUUUACACUUACAUGUUGCUGUUUAUAGUAUCAUAUCUAUCUAUCCAUCCAUUUCCUACCGCUUAUUCCCUUUGGGGUCGCGGGGGACACUGGCGCCCAUCCCAGCCGCAAUCGGGCGGAAGGCGGGGCACACCCCGGGCAAGUCGCCACCUCAUCGCAGGGCCAACACAGAUAGACAGACAACAUUCACACUCACAUUCACACACUAGGGCCAAUUUAGUGUUGCCAAUCAACCUAUCCCCAGGUGCAUGUCUUUGGAAGUGGGAGGAAGCCGGAGUACCCGGAAGGAACCCACGCAUUCACGGGGAGAACAUGCAAACUCCACACAGAAAGAUCCCGAGCCCGGGAUUGAACCCUGACUACUCAGGACCUUUGUAUUGUGAGGCAGACGCACUAACCCCUCUUCCACCGUGAAGCCUACUAUAUCUAUAUUUCUCAUAAUUUAUAUUUUCUGAAUAAAUUAUGUGAUAAUGUUCAUCAGUCAUCGGUGAUCAUUUUCAAUCUAUCAAGAUCCAAUCAAAUUACAGGAUGUUAUUUAUGUAGUUUGAUCAUUUUCCUGGACUGAUGUACUAACAUCAUGUGGUUCAUUUUGAACAUGUAGCAUCAUCUACAAAGAUACAAAGAAGUGCUAUUCCGACAUCUAGUGGACACAUUUAGCACAGCUGUUUCUUUCAUUCAAAAAUUUCAGGUUACUUUUUAAGCUUAGCAAACUCAUCCCGCGGGCUGGAUAAAACCUGAUUUAUCGGGCCGAACGUUUGACACCCCUGUUUUUUUUUUGUCCUGUCCGGCUUCUCAGGCAAAUCAUAUAGUUGAUGUAGAUGCCCAUAUUGGCUGUUCAGAUUUACUUUACAAAAGAGAAGUGUAGGAUACUUCUCUGGUUGCCUUAUUUGAAUUUGACUGUAUUAAAUGUAUUUAUAUCACCGGAGCAGGAGAGGAUAGAAAAAGAGAAAAAAGGAAGACAGAGGGGGAAAUUGUGGGGAUAAGAGGGGGAUUAGACAGAGAGACAAAAACAACAACAGCAAACACAACAAUAACAACAACAACAAUAGAACAACACCAGCACAUACAAUAUGUACAAAUAUGAUGGUAAAAGUGAUAACAAAGAAGCAGUUAGUGAAAUAAAUAAUAAUAUAGACAUGACAAUGAGCAUUUUUACACUACAACUGGAGCAAUACAAAUACCAAUAGAAAAAGCGCUAUUGAUCAUGAACAAUACCAAUAGUUUACCUCCAUUAUCAACAAUACAGUUGUUCAAAUGCAACAACACGUAUACAUAAUGAUAACUAGAGAGAUAAAAAAAAAAUAACAAAAAAGGAAUACAGAAAGAUGGAGGGGAAGAGAGAGAUGCAACCUAUAUUAAUUUUGUAGAUUGUUUAGUUACAAUGGGUUAAACACCCCUGGUUUAAGGAGUCUCCAUUUUUGAACACUGAGAGAAAAUAAUAUAUUAAAUAAUAUAUUAUUAUAUAUUGUGUUAUAUUGGACGUCGAAGGAAAAUAAAAUAAAAAGUGUCCAAAGAAAUUUGAAAACAUUUAAAAUAUGUUGCUUCAUGCCAACUUAUUGCUCUGGCUCCUAGUUAACACCUACUCAGUGGCUUAGUUGUUUGAGUGUCCGCCCUGAGAUCGGUAGGUCGUGAGUUCAAACCCCAGCUGAGUCAUACCAAAGACUAUAAAAAUGGGACCUUGGCACUCAGCAUCAAGGUUUGGAAUUGGGGGUAAAAUCACCAAAAAUGAUUACCGGGCGCAGCAAACCCCUGCUGCUCACUGCUCCCCUCACCUCCCAGGGGGUGAUCAAGGGUGAUGGUCAAAUGCAGAGAAUAAUUUCGCCACACCUAGUGUGUGUGUGACAAUCAUGGGUAUUUUAACUUUAACUUUAAUUAUGCCGCCAUCUAGUGACUACUUUUAGAAAUUACACUCAAUGACCCUUUUUGUUUCCCUAAACAGGACAAGGCUCCAAAUAUUAUGAAUUAUAGACAAUAUAAAUUAUGACUUGCUAUUUUGAAAUAAUCACCUCAUGGAAGUAAAUACCAACCUCACAUGUUAUGAAAUGCAAAUAAAUGACAUGUUGCCACAUUG